AUGUCUGCUAUUAUGGAUAAUUCUUUUUGGUGUCUCGGUGAUAGUAACUCAAUUAAUGUUUGGUUCGAUAAUUGGUGUGGUUCUCAUUUUUCUCUUGACAUUGAAGCUCCGAAUUGGAUUGAAGAUCAUAAAGUCAACUACAUCAUCGUCAAUGGAAAAUGUUAUAAGGUUAUUAUACGUCUUUCAAAAGCCUAUAAUAUUAUUGAGGUUAUUUGGCAGCCUCCUCCAAGAAAUUGGAUAAAAUUGAACUGUAAUGGAGCUUCUAUUUCUCCUUCGGGGAUUUUAGCUUGUGGUGGCAUUGCUAGAGACAAUGACAAUAGUUUUUUGGGAACAUUUGCUUCGUGUUUGGGUGUGGAGAAUUCUCUCAUUACCAAACUCUCGGGUGCUAUUUUAGUAAUUGAGUUUGCUUAUGAGAAGUAUUGA
This is a messenger RNA of Vicia villosa (hairy vetch), 423 nucleotides long. RefSeq lists its product as uncharacterized. The transcript has 2 exons. Lineage: Eukaryota; Viridiplantae; Streptophyta; Magnoliopsida; Fabales; Fabaceae. The coding region runs from base 1 to 423 and encodes 140 amino acids. The record is from RefSeq and is a predicted model, not a curated record.